AUGCAGCAGACGGCUACAUAUAUGAGCCCGCAUGUCUGGCCGAGUGAAGGACCAGUGGCCAGCUACCAUAUGCACCUCACUGCCCCCUGGGUCACAUCGCUUCUCGAGCCCACCACUUCCCUAUAUCGACUCUGGUAUGAAGCAUUGAAUCCUACCUCACGCCUCCUGUUCGUCUGGACUACGAUUUUCUCGUUCGUGAUCACCACCCGCUACUGCUACGUCAAGUACCGGAGGGGACGCAACAUGGCUCGUUCUAUAACCGUGCUCCUGACGGCAUAUUUCCUUGGUUGCUGGACUCUUGCCAGGUCUCAGACUGCAACAACUAGUUCGCCGGGCGAUGUCUUCACCGUACCGGCUGAUGCCGACAUUGGCCAAUCUGUCAUCCCAAACAUUGCAGACCCCCAGGCCGUCAAUCCGCAAGAUGUCUGCCCUGGUUACAGGGCAUCCAACGUGGUCGAGACCAAGAACGGCAUCACAGCUGACCUGACACUUGAUGGUCCUUCUUGCAACGUCUAUGGCACAGAUAUUGAAGAUCUCAUCUUGAAGGUCGAAUACCAGGCCCUUGAUCGUCUGAAUGUUCAGAUCCGACCAAGGUACAUUGGCCAGGAAAACUAUACCUGGUUUGUACUUCCAGAGGAGCUGCUACCCCUUCCGGCUGUUGAGACCGAAGGCUGUGCUCCCGAGAGCGACCUUGAUUUCUCUUGGAGCAACGACCCCACAUUCUCGUUCAAGGUCACUCGUAACAGCACCGGCGACGUACUCUUCAACACGGAGGGCACUCAGAUCGUAUAUGAGGACCAAUUCAUCGAGUUCAAGACUGGCUUGCCAGAUAAUUACAACCUCUAUGGCCUUGGUGAAGUGAUCCAUGGCUUGAGGCUUGGAAACAAUCUGACGAGAACGCUUUUCAAUGCUGACGUUGGUGACAACAUUGACGCAAAUAUAUAUGGGCAUCAUCCCAUCUACUAUGAUACUCGGUACUUUGAGGUAGGCAGCGACGGGAUGCUGUCAUACGCAGCAAAUGCAUCGGACAAGUCUGCCAAGUACAAGUCGUACACACACGGUGUUUUCCAAAGGAAUGCGCACACCCAGGAAGUCCUUCUCAGAGAGCCAGGCGUUACAUGGAGAGCACUAGGCGGAAGCAUCGAUCUGUACUUCUAUGAGGGGCCGAAUCAAGACGCCAUUACGAAGUCCUACCAGAACAGUGUCAUUGGACUACCUGCUUUCCAGCAGUGGUGGACGUUUGGGUUCCACCAGUGUCGCUGGGGGUACAACAAUUGGACACAGCUUCAGGAAGUCAUUGAUAACUUCGGAAAAUUUGAAAUUCCACUGGAAACGAUCUGGACUGAUAUUGACUACAUGACCAAGUACCGUGACUUUGACAAUGACGCCGAACGCUUUCCAUAUGACGAAGGUGCUGAGUUUUUGGCCAAGCUUCACGCAAAUAAACAGCGCUACGUCCCCAUCGUCGACUCGGCCAUUUACUCUCCCAACCCGGAGACCGAAAAAGGCCUGUAUCCCACCUAUGACCGCGGUGUUGAGCAAGAUGCUUUCAUACUCAACCCUGAUGGCUCCCUAUAUGUUGGUGCCGUCUGGCCGGGAUAUACCGUAUUCCCCGACUGGAUUGGUGCUCUCUUCAACGGUACUGGUACAAAUCAAUGGUGGACGUCCGAAUUUACGACUUGGUACGAGAAAGUUAAGUUCGAUGGUAUUUGGAUCGAUAUGUCGGAAGUAUCGAGUUUCUGUGUUGGUAGCUGCGGGAGUGCUAACUUGACCCUUAACCCGGCACAUCCACCUUUUCUACUGCCGGGCGAACCUGGAAACGAAGUAACGACUUAUCCAGAGGGUUUCAACAUUACCAACGCAACCGAUAUCACCACAUCUACAACAUCGACCUCAACAGCUGCAGCUACAUCCACGUCAACCUCAACCUCAUACUUUCGAACUACUCCUACUCCUGGGGUUCGAAACAUCAACUGGCCGCCAUAUACCAUCAACAACUUCAACGGUGACCUUGCUGUUCACGCAGUCAGUCCAAAUGCAACACACCACGGUGGUACUCUCGAGUAUGAUUUCCACAAUGUCUACGGCCAUCAGAUUCUGAAUGCCACAUAUCAUGCUCUCCUUGAGGUGUUCCCUGACAAGCGACCCUUCAUCAUAGGCCGCUCCCAGUUUGCUGGUUCUAGCAAGUGGGCUGGCCACUGGGGCGGAGACAAUUACUCGCUCUGGGCCUUUAUGUUCUUCUCAAUCCCACAGGCUCUGUCGUUCUCCUUGUUUGGGUUCCCUAUGUUUGGAGUUGACACGUGCGGGUUCGCCGGAAAUUCGGAUAUGGAGCUUUGUGCCCGGUGGAUGCAGUUGUCGGCGUUCUUCCCCUUCUACCGUAACCACAAUGUCCUGGGUGCUAUCAGCCAGGAGCCGUAUGUCUGGACUGAAGUCGCUGACUCCAGCAAGAGCGCCAUGAAGAUAAGAUACGCACUUUUGCCGUACAUGUACACCACGUUCUACCUCAGCCAUUCAACUGGAUCAACCACAAUGCGUGCCUUGGCCUGGGACUUUCCUGAUGAGCCAUGGUUGGCUGACGCUGAUCGUCAGUUCCUCCUCGGCGACGCGAUUCUCGUUACACCGUGCCUGGAGCAAGGUGCCACGACUGUGGAUGGAGUGUUCCCCGGAGUGGGCUCUGGCACGAUCUGGUAUGACUGGUAUAACCAGACAGCUAUUACGGGUGUCACAGCUGGCCAGAAUGUAACCAUCGACGCACCUCUCGGCCAUAUUCCUGUCUACAUCAAAGGUGGUAAGGUGUUGCCCCUUCAGGAGCCCGGCCUGACCACCACCGAUGUCCGGAACAGUCCGUAUAGUCUCUUGAUUGCCCUCGACGGAGACGGCAAGGCAAGUGGUGGGCUGUAUGUUGAUGAUGGUGAAAGCCUGAAGCCAGAGAGCAUCUGGGUUGACUUCGAAGCAACUUCCAGCAGUAUUAAAGCUAAACCUAAUGGCACCUUUGUCGAAACCAACGCCCUCGCCAACAUCACUGUCCUGGGUGUUGAGGGCAAUGUGUCGAAGGUUCAGUUGAAUGACCAGGAUGUCGGGUCGGUCUUCGCAUUUGACGCCAACGCGCAGAAGCUGAGUAUUACUGGACUUCAUGAGCUGACGAAAGACGGGGCAUGGGGUCGGGAAUGGACCCUCACUUGGAACUAG
Neoarthrinium moseri is the source of this 3189-nucleotide messenger RNA. RefSeq lists its product as uncharacterized. Gene Ontology annotation, molecular function: carbohydrate binding; hydrolase activity, hydrolyzing O-glycosyl compounds. Gene Ontology annotation, biological process: carbohydrate metabolic process. The transcript has 6 exons. Bases 1 to 3189 code for a protein of 1062 amino acids. The record is from RefSeq and is a predicted model, not a curated record. Lineage: Eukaryota; Fungi; Ascomycota; Sordariomycetes; Amphisphaeriales; Apiosporaceae.